GGGCAGGGGUCCGGCUGUGGACAGUAAAGAGCCUAUUCCUAACAGAUAGCCUAGUUGCGUUUUGCUUCUUCAGUUCACAGGGCUUAAGGCCCAUUUGAAAGGAGUCCAUUGCUCCAAGAGGAGCAAAACAAGAGAAAACCGAACGCGAAGAAGAGCAGGAAAGACCGUCAAAUCCUCAAAAAUGCCGAUCUAUCAAUUUCUUUCAUCCGUUUGGUAAACGAGAAAAAAAAAUCUGAUUUCUCCGUUGCAGCAGAUCAAUGGCUCCGAAGCCCAAAGAGAAGCCAAAAGGGGCUCCAUCGCCGUUGCAGCCUCCACCCCCUAUCGAAGAUCUUUUUACUUCACUCGACAGACACAUCCAACGAUCUGAAUUCACACAAGCCGUCAAAGUUGCAAAUCAAGUUCUGUCUGUUGCUACCGGAGAUGAGGACGCCAUUCGAUGCAAAGUUGUGGCGUUGAUAAAGGGCGACAAGAUUGAGGAGGCUCUCUCAACAAUUCAGUCUGUUCAGAAGGUUUCUUUUGAUUUCAGUUUCUACAAGGCAUAUUGCCUAUAUAGACAAAACAAGUUGGAUGAAGCCUUGGAGGUUUUGGAGAAGCAAGAUAAGACUCAUCCAAUCAUGUUGUUAGAAUCUCAGAUUCUAUAUCGUCUAGGAAAAAUGGAUGCUUGUGUUGAUAUCUGUCGGAAUCUUCAAAGAGCGAAGAUUGAUUCCUUGGAAAUAAAUUUGGUUGCUGGUUUGAUUUCAGCUGGGAGAGCUUCUGAAGUACAAGGAACUUUGGACACACUUAAGGUUAAGGCAACUAGCAGCUUUGAGUUGGCAUAUAAUAUUGCUUGUUCUUUAAUUGAAGGAAAUAAACAUAAGGAUGCUGAACAACUCUUGCUCACGGCCAGAAGAAUUGGUCAGGAAACACUGACAGAAGAGAACCUUGCUGAUGAUGAUAUAGAGAUUGAAUUAGCUCCUAUUGCUGUUCAAUUAACUUAUGUUCAGCAGCUCCUUGGUCACACACAGGAGGCCGUUGGAGGUUAUACAGAUAUUGUAAACCGAAAUCUGGCAGAUGAACUAUCACUUGCAGUGGCAGUCAACAACCUUAUUGCAGUGAAAGGUCCAAAAGAUAUAUCUGAUAGCUUAAGGAAACUUGAUCGGCUUAAAGAGAAAGACUCACAGAAGUUUCAGCUUGCGCAUGCAAUUGACUUGAAGCUGUCACCAAAACAAAAAGAGACAAUAUAUGUGAAUCGUGUUCUUCUGCUUCUCCAUGCAAAUAAGAUGGACCAGGCUCGGGAACUUGUUGCUGUGUUGCCUGAGCUAUUUCCUGAGAGUGUGAUGCCAGUACUGCUUCAAGCUGCUGUCUUGGUGAGAGAAAACAAGGCAGCGAAAGCUGAAGAAAUGUUGGGUCAGUUUGCUGAGAAAUUCCCUGAAAAAUCAAAGAUCAUUCUCUUAGCAAGGGCACAGGUCGCUGCUGCUGCUGGCCACCCUCAAAUUGCAGCUGAAUCCCUCUCUAAGGUGCCUGAUAUACAGCACAUGCCUGCCACUGUUGCCACUCUUGUUGCUCUCAAAGAGCGUGCUGGAGAUAUAAAUGGUGCAGCUUCUGUGUUUGACUCUGCAAUCAGAUGGUGGAAAACUGCCAUGACUGAAGAUGACCAGCUCAGUGUUAUUAUGCAAGAGGCUGCUUCCUUUAAGCUCAGGCAUGGCAAGGAGGAGGAUGCUGCCCAUCUAUACGAGGAGCUUGUAAAAAGUCAUGGAAGCAUAGAGGCAUUAGUUGGGCUGAUAACUACAGUUGCUCGUGUGAAUGUUGACAAGGCUGAAGCUUACGAGAAGCAACUGAAGCCAUUACCAGGUUUAAAGGGGGUUGACGUGGAUGGUUUGGAGAGAACUUCUGGGGCAAAACAUGUUGAAGAUGCUCCUCAUGGUGGGCUUUCUGAAGCUCAAGAGGAUGGUAAGACUAAGGAGAAAUCAAAGAAAAAGAGGAAGAGAAAGCAAAGGUAUCCCAAAGGGUUUGACCCGGCAAAUCCAGGUCCUCCACCAGAUCCAGAGCGAUGGCUUCCCAAGAGAGAAAGGUCAAGUUACAGGCCUAAGAGAAAGGAUAAGAGAGCAGCUCAGGUGAGAGGCUCUCAAGGUGCAGUAGUUAGAGAAAAGAGUGAAGCUAGUGCCUCGGCUACCAAUUCUAAUAGUUCUAACUUGAAAUCAAACCAAGGUACUAGUGAAACUCAAGGCGUUUCACAGAAUGCCAAGCCAUCCAGACCCCAAUCUAAGUCAUCAAGAAAGAAGUCGAGAAAUUAACAACAUUUUUGGGGUCAGAAAGUUUUGAAUUGUUUCACAUUUAAGUUAUGUGUUCGACAUGGAUCUUGAUAGCAAGAGUUUAACUAAUUUUGUGAUAUUGUUUUCAAAUAAAACCUAUCAAAUCCUGAGGAUUUUUGGAGGGAGAGUUAAGGUUCCAUAAUUUCAUUGGAUUUUGUUAUAUUUUAUUGUACAUUUGUCACGGAUCAUUUCCUUGAUAGUGAGCUAUGACCUCUUUUUACUCUUCACGAAGGCAUUUCUAAGAAGGUUGGAGACAAGGUAAGAAGAUUAUUGUUUCUUUGCUUUUUAAGGUUGAUUCAUGUGAUGCAGUGUCAGCUUGUAACGCACAAGUUGGAUAGAGGUAGGGUUUACACAUUAUUAUUCUUUGGUUUAGUGUCCAUUCCUUUCAAAAUGUGGACACCUAGAAUUUAAUGGAAGAAUUUUCUAGGUGUCGACUUUUCUUGUCAGUCAGCCAAAGGUUGUCCUUAACUCUCCUAAACGAACUAGAACAUGUCCUUGGAGUCUGGGUUAGCUUCCCUAUAGUUGAAGCUACUGGUAACCUUGCAGAUGACCUCCUCUCGUCUCCGAGGAAUCGGGUGCUUUGGCUAAUUAUUGGCUUGAGGAAGAGGGAAAUUUGGUGCGGACUAAGUGCUUUUGCUGCGGUUGGGUUCAAGAAUGUCUUUGAGAUUGAUAUGUUAUUGAAGCUGAUGUUUGGAGGUUUUAAAUAGGAAUG
This is a messenger RNA of Durio zibethinus, 3003 nucleotides long. RefSeq lists its product as uncharacterized. Gene Ontology annotation, biological process: SRP-dependent cotranslational protein targeting to membrane. The record is from RefSeq and is a predicted model, not a curated record. Gene Ontology annotation, molecular function: 7S RNA binding; protein binding; ribosome binding. Gene Ontology annotation, cellular component: signal recognition particle, endoplasmic reticulum targeting. Lineage: Eukaryota; Viridiplantae; Streptophyta; Magnoliopsida; Malvales; Malvaceae.